GCCGUUCACCGUAUGUUUCGCACGGGCUUGUUUUGAUGGCACACCAAAAAGCCCGGGUUUUAACAGCAUGGAGGAAAAUGAGGGCAGACUUCUUGAGCCAGUUCGAUGAACUAACCAGAUAACCAAUGUGGAGGAGCUUGCUGCAGAGGGGCACCGCCUGUCUCUUGCAGGUGGCAGCCCCAAGGUUUCUCCACCAGAGACACCUCCCCUCCAUCUGUGAGAGACUUCCAGCUCAGAGGCUCCUUCACAGGCCUCCCUGCGGUACAGUCUACUUCCUGUCCCAAAGUGGGACCAGGGCUUACAAAAAAGAUGCAAAGUCUACCGUGGAGUGUCCUGUGAGCCCCAUCACAGUCACAGACAUCAAACAGUAUUUACGCUCCAAAGACGUCUCCUUCCACGAUGGCUACAGCUGCCUCCACCUGCCGAGCAUCUUCGUCGAACCGUCCGCCAGGAGGGACAACUUCUCCCUGUUCGUCGACAAAACCACCGGGCAGUUCCUGUGCAAGGACACGCUGGUGGAAGGGAGCUGGGAGGAUCUGCAGGACUGCCUGGAGGUGAUGCAGAAGGAGGAGCAGGGCUUCCUCAGCCCUCACGUGCUGCUGGGAUACCCGGAGAGUGUGGAGGAGCAGGAGGAGAGGGAGAGGGAGCUGAGGGAGGUGCAGAGGAUCUGGUCCAGCUCCGUGCCCUUCGCUGACCUCCCCGAGGACGAGGCUCAGCUGGUCAAAACCAUGUUUCAGAUCACAAAGGUCUCCAAUGCGACCCUCAAGAGGUUUGGCGUGAGGCUCUUCAAGCCCACCAAGAGUCUGGUGUUCCCCUGGUUUGGUGGACCCGACUCCUCCCUGAAGGGGGUGAAGCUCCUCUCCGCCCAAAGCACCAACGGCGACAAAGUCACCUACAACGAAGCGACGGUCCCGCGGUGCAAUUCCUACUACAACCUGUUCGGCCUCCCCCUGGUGGGCCGCGUGGACGCGGAGGUGGUGCUGACCGGACACGAGCUGGACACUCUGGCCGUCAGCCAGGCCACGGGACUCCCCAGCGUGGCUCUGCCGCGGGGGGCCAGCUGCCUCCCGCCCAUCCUGCUGCCUUACCUCGAACAGUUCAAGCGGGUGACGCUGUGGCUGGGCGGCGACAUCCGCUCGUGGGAGGCGUCCAAGAUCUUCUCGCGCAAGCUGGGGCUGCGGCGCUGCUCGUUGGUGCGUCCCGGGGAGUACCGGCCGUGCCCCGCGGUGGCGCUGGCCCAGGGGAAGAACUUCGGCCACAUCAUCAAGUCCUCCAUCCCGGCGGCACACAAGUCCAUCGUGUCCUUCAAGCAGCUCCGAGAGGACGUGUACGGGGAGCUGGUCAACACGGAGCAGGUGGCGGGCGUGAAGUGGGGGAGGUUUCCGGAGCUCAACAGGAUCCUGAAGGGACACCGCAGGGGGGAGCUGACCGUUUUCACAGGUCCUACCGGCAGUGGGAAGACCACCUUCAUCAGCGAGGUCGCCCUGGACCUCUGCAUGCAGGGCGUCAACACGCUGUGGGGCAGCUUCGAGAUCAACAACGUGCGCCUGGCGAAGAUCAUGCUGACGCAGUUCGCCAUGCAGCGGCUGGAGGAGAACCUGGAGCAGUACGACUUCUGGGCGGACAAGUUCGAAGAGCUGCCGCUCUACUUUAUGACUUUCCACGGGCAGCAGAACAUCAAGACAGUGCUGGAGACAAUGCAACACGCCGUCUACCUUUAUGACAUCAACCACGUCAUCAUUGACAACCUGCAGUUCAUGAUGGGGCAAGAAAACCUCUCCGUGGACAAGUUCGCCGUCCAGGAUCACAUCAUCGGAGCAUUCAGGAAGUUUGCCACCAACAGCAGCUGCCACGUCACUCUGGUUAUUCACCCGAGGAAGGAGGAGGAUGACCGAGAACUGCAAACCGCCUCCAUCUUCGGUUCAGCAAAGGCCAGCCAAGAAGCCGACAACGUCCUGAUCCUGCAGGAGAAGAAGCUGGUGACGUGCGCCGGCCGCCGGUCCUUGCAGGUGACCAAGAACCGCUUCGACGGAGACGUGGGAAUCUUCCCUCUGGAUUUCAUCAAGUCUUCGCUGACCUUCGCUGCUCCCGUCAAGGGCAAGCACAAGCUGAGGAAGGUCGCCGGCAAGCCGGAAAGCGAGGAGUGCGAGGUGGCGCCGAAGAAGGACGAAGUUAAAAAGGAGAAAGCGACCAAGACGACAAAGACUCCUCGAGCUGUUAUGAAAGGAAAUGAAAACACGGAGAAGUAGCUGUAGUGUAGAAAGAAUCAUGAGCACGUAGGUCCGUUUUUCUACAUUUAUGCCCAUGAAGAGAUUUCGACUGAAAAGAACAUAUAAGUAUGUUGGAGCGAUGCGAAAUCAUUGUAAUUCACAAUGAAACAAUCGGUAAAUAUUAAGGAAUGAUAUGAGACUACAAAAAGGUUUAUUUCAUCAUGGAAUGAAGUAGGGACGUCUUAACUAGAAUGUGAAUAACGGUUUAAGUGUUAGUACAACAGUGUUGGUACUUUGGUAUAUUAUUACUGUGCAAAAGAACUACUGUUCUCAUGGAAGUGUUCACCACACGGUCACAUGACCGUAGUGUCUUCUCGACUGACUUUUUCUACAACAAGGAUUUACUGACUAAGCUUU
This is a messenger RNA of Gasterosteus aculeatus aculeatus (three-spined stickleback), 2627 nucleotides long. It is a transcript of the gene twnk, whose product is annotated as twinkle mtDNA helicase. The record is from RefSeq and is a predicted model, not a curated record. Gene Ontology annotation, cellular component: mitochondrion. Gene Ontology annotation, molecular function: 5'-3' DNA helicase activity; ATP binding; single-stranded DNA binding. NCBI's taxonomy places the organism in Eukaryota, Metazoa, Chordata, Actinopteri, Perciformes, Gasterosteidae. Gene Ontology annotation, biological process: mitochondrial DNA replication.